Messenger RNA from Mus pahari (shrew mouse), 5479 nucleotides. RefSeq names its product UL16-binding protein 1-like. Gene Ontology annotation, biological process: immune response; antigen processing and presentation of endogenous peptide antigen via MHC class Ib; positive regulation of T cell mediated cytotoxicity. The coding region runs from base 1 to 816 and encodes 271 amino acids. Gene Ontology annotation, cellular component: external side of plasma membrane. Lineage: Eukaryota; Metazoa; Chordata; Mammalia; Rodentia; Muridae. The record is from RefSeq and is a predicted model, not a curated record. The transcript is spliced from 5 exons.
AUGGUGGACGGAUUCUUGAAUCCCUGGGAGGUUGCUUCUCUUUGCUACACCUUCAAGGUUGGCAGGUCAGAGUUUGGAAAACAGAGUAAUGAAGUUCAAGGCCUACUCAACCGACAGCUUCUUUUUAUCUACAAGGAUAACAAGUGUCAUGCCAUUGGUGCUCAUGGGAACAUCACGAAUGUUACAAAGAUCUGUGAAAAAGAGGUUGACACUCUGAAAGAUGGAGUGGAUAUUUUCAAAGGUCUGCUGUUUCUCAUAUUGGAGAAUAACAUAAUCAGAACGCCCCUCACUCUGCAGGCUGAGAUGUGUUGCCAGUAUGAAGGAGACAAACGUUUCAGGGGAUUCUAUGUUGUUAGCCUCAAUGGAAAGACCAUGAUCCAUGUCGACACAAACACUGGCAACUGGACUCAGUUGGAUCCUAGAUUCGAGAAGAUUAUAGAAAUGUGGAAGAAAGACGGGGUUAGAGCUGCCUUCUUAGAGAAGACUACACAGGGCGACUGCAAGACCUGGCUUGAUGAGCUCAAGUUGCACUGGAAAGACCAUCCAGAGCCUGCAGGAUCUGCCAGUACCGUUGUGAUUAUUCUAUGCGUAUCAGCACUAAUUGCUCUUAUUGGAUUGAUCAUCUUAGGAGUCUAUUGUUAUCUAUCAAGACACCCACGUGCAAAAAAGAAUGAUCUGCAGUCAUCACCAACACUUCUGUUGGAUGACUCUUUGACAGUGUCUGAGAUGAGUUCAGUAAAGGAAGAAGAUGAAUUUCUGACAGCAUCUCAGAAUUCUGUGCUGUUGACUUCGGACCAGACUGGUGGGAACCCAUGAGACUGAUGGCCGACAGAGCCUCACGCACCAGGGCAUCAAACUGCACUAGGCUGCUGCCAUCAGGGGCUUCCUCUUGCUCUGUUCCUUUCCUUUCUCAUUCUUUCAUGAUAGCGCUGUGGAGAUCAAGCAGGGCAUGGCUCUAAGUUACUUCUCACUAUGCAAAAACAAUGAUUUGCCCUGAGUGACUCCAUUUUAUAAGCAGUACUUGGCUCCUUUCUAAGUGCAAUGCAGGCAUUGGAGGAUAUGACACCUCACUUUAAACAUAGACACAUGUCAGGCAAGUACCAUCCAUGAUGCAGGUGUUGUUAAUCAACUUAAUCUCCAGGGUAAAAAUAUGCCUCCCAUGCACGUAUCAAAACAUGUUUGAAGUCAUGAACACAUACAUGUGCAUCUCAACUUAUAUCAGAGAACUACGUCUGAGACUUUAUCUCACCCUCGCCUGGCCCCUAAAGAGGCCACCUAACCCUGCAAUGAUUAGGUUGUUACAAACUUGCCAUCUGUCCUUUGUGUGUCAAGGAACCUGCAGGCAGAGGACUCCUGGCCAUCUUAAGGCUUCAGCUCCAUCCACACUGCUAAUGCCUCCUGCUUGGAUCACUGUCUGACAGUUCAUCUGCUGCUCCAUGCUAAUGUGGGUCUGCAUCUCACCUGCUGGGUUCUGGGAUCCUGCACCUCACCUCUGCAGUUCACUCAGUCCUGAGGCCUGGUGCAACCCUGCAGUCCUGCAGCCCUGCAGCUCUCCACUGGCUGCCUUCCCAGCUCCUCUAACCAUAUGCAUUGAGUCUGUCUGUGUGUCUAGGGUCCCUCUGUCUGUGCCUCCGGUCUGGUAGCUGUGAACUCUACUGACAACUCAUUUAGUGUUUUGCAGCCAUUCUGUGAGCUAAGUACAUAUGAUAACUGUGUGGUGUACAAUGUGUGAUCUGAGAGUUUAUAUUAGUAAUGAAGACUGGAGAAAGAGAGCCCAGGUUGGCCAGGAACAGUUGUCAAAGUUAAACAGGACUAUUUGGUAACUAUAACCAGUUACUUGGAUGGAGCUGGUAAAUUAAGACACAUAUGUGAGCACCUUUUUUCCUGGCAUAGCUCACUGAUUCAAGAUUUCACUCACAAUAUUGUAACCUUCUAGUGAGUAAAUAGUCCAUUGGCAAAGAACUUGGAAAUACUCAAUUUUUUUUUCAAAUAAAUGAAAUAUCUGGUGGCAGGAAGAAAAUUCAGCAUCGCUACCAAACCCUGGCCAACAGAGUCGAAGCUCGCUCCACUGACCCAAUGCCUGGCUCACACCGCAGUGUAACCUCACACUGUGCAGGGUGAUAUCUGAGCAAGGUGUUAGGAACAGGGGAGCCUUCCGUUGGCACCUGACAGGGAGUGGGUUAUCAAAAAUAAACAAUAAAGCAGAAAAGAAGUUAGGAGACCUCAGAUCACACAUCUAUGAUUAUUCAUGUAUAAGACGCAUAUAAAACUAUGCUAUCCUAUGGAUUUGUACCUUACAAAAGAAAACUAAGAGAAAUGUUAAACUGAGUAAGGAAGAUGAGUUAUGUACUAAGGAAAAGACGAUUUCUCAAAUGGUGCUUCCCGUAGGGAUCCACCGUAACUACCGAGUCUGUGUUAGGAACAGGUGACAGUAACACUCCUUGACUAGUUUGUGCUGUCAUGCCAGGAACUACCAGGCACAUGCUUAUACCUAAGCAUAGAAAUGUCACAUUCAGUGACCCAUAAUGAUAUAAAUCUUUUAGUGAGGAACAAGGAACAAAGAGACAGCUCAGUCCCAUACUGUUUGCCCUUCACAAGCAUGAGGACCUGAGUUCCCGCAUCAGAGCCCACACACACUGUGGUGGCACAUGCUUGUCAUCCCAGUGCAGGGGACAGCAAGGGAGAAGUGCGUCUCUGGGGCUUCCUCCUCAGUCAGAAUAGAUGAAUUGGUGAGUUCCAGUACAGACUGCUUCGAAAAACAGUGUGCAUGGCAUUCUGAGGAGUGGCAUAAAAAGGCAAUGUGUAGUCUCCAUACGUAUGAGUAUGUGAACAAGGUUAUGCACAUGUGUAUAUAUACACAUGCGAAAAAGAUAAACACCAUGGACCCAAACACAGCUAAUGAGUUCCCAAGAGACAAUAUUCCUUACGGCGAUAUGGGAGCUUUUAAUAUGAGUUACGAGAUAUUAUUUAGCCUUCUCUCUGGCCAUUUUUAUGUUCAUCUUUGGAUAAGAGAGGAACAACUCGUGUCUUCUUAGAAAAUGUUUCGUAGAACCAUUUUUCAAUCACUGGCGUUGAGGUGCGAGGAGAUAUAUUGAGAAACUAAGUCAGACUCCAAGCAUUAGACUCCAGUUAUUUUAAGAGAAUAUUUUCAUCGACAUUUGGUCUGUUGGUAUUGUGUUGUAAUGUUAAUUCUGUACUGGAAGGUUUAAGAAUGUGAGUGACUUCUCACAUUUAUACUCUUUUGUUGUGCAAACUUUGUACCUCUGACAUCACUCCGAGUUCAAAUGGUCCUCGGUGCUCUCAGAUACUUGUUGGUGUCGAUGGUAGUGAUGGAUAGCCCUGCCACAAUGCUAUCUCCAUCUUAGUGGCUUCUAAUCUAGAAGAUAGAAAUCUUUCUGAAAGAUAAUUUGAGACAAACCAAAGACACCGCAGAUUUAAAAUGAGAAAUAGGUUGUGAGCAGGAAUAAAGAAUAUUCAAGCACAGUGGUUAAAGUGGGAAACUUUAACCCCUGAGGAGGUUUGACGACGGGAAGGAAGUGUGACAAUAGUGACUGAGGACUAAGAGAAAUGACAGAAAUGCAGAAGUAAGGGGUUCACAAUGUGAGGUAACGACCUCAGAUUUUGGUUUGCCAUUAGAGUCUCAGGGUGUGUGAUAUAUAAUGCACCAGACUUUUACUGAAAGAAUGAACAUAAGUCCCUCCAUGUCUCCCAGGACUAGCUCUUCAAUCCUUUUUAGGUUGAGUGCUAUUAACUUUCCUCAGAUGAACCCACAGUGGCCAGCCUUGUAAUGACUAUAGUUGGAGGGAUGAACAGGACCUGACAGGAGCUGAGACAUCUCCCAUGGUCUGGCGUCCUGAUGAAGAAAUUAAAGAUAAACUUAAUGUGCUGGUUUAAUAACUGGGGGUUAUCCUGAAAAGGUGGAGAUAAAGUUUCAUCUGUAUUUAUGGCAGUAUUGAGGGAAAGCCUUGAGCGUCUCCUUCAUUCAUAUACUGAGACAUAAGACUCUGUGAAUCUCAUAAGAGGUCGGUGUGGAGGAAAAGACUCCUCUACAGGCUUCAAACAGGUUGAUAGAUGUGGAGUUGAGACUAAUAAGAUCAUAAAUGAGGAUUAAUUGCUUCAAAGGGUUGAUGACAUAGAGUAAGGAAUAAUCAGGAACAUAAAGUUGCUUUAUUAGAAUGUAGAGGACUUUAACAACUUAAUUUCCCAAGCUGAACUGGGUCCUGAUGAGAAUCCUGGUUGCGACUGAUAGAUUUUUAAUUUCCUAUUAUUUGUAGCUAUAUUUUUGGGUGGGUAUUUAAGACUAUGUGGCGGGCCACCAGCUUCCUUGUGUUGUUGGCAGUUGUAUCUCCUUAGUGUCACUUUCAGGGGAGUUGGAAAGUUUUAUGGGCCCCUUGUCUUUGGUUUUCCUCCACUCAUCAUCUUCUGGACAAGGGAAUUUCUUUGUGAAAUGACCCAAAGCUCAAACUCUGGGGUCUCCAGAUCCUCUCUGAAGCUGUCAUAUCCUUUUAGAGCUAUCCCACUGUCCUCUACCCUGGGACAUGGCCAACCUGGAGGUGAAGGUGAAAAUCCUGGCUGUUAUCCCAGCCCUUGAUUCUCAUUGCUUUAGGCCUCCAGUAGUACCUAUCAAAAACUCAGAGAGUAAGUUACACCGGACUUGAAGAACAAAGGGUAGUUGUAAUCUUUUACAUACCUUCAUGAGUGACCAGCUCAUAGGCCAUGAUACAUUUGUAGGUGGCCAAAUCAAAUUCAGUGACUUCCUUAAAAUAUUAUAAGGCAGUUUUGCAAAUACUUUUAGGUAAUUGAAUUGUAUGGUUCUCAAGCACGAGUUAAGAGACCACUUUGUGUCACAAGAUCAAAAGAUUAGAGACUUAUGAUGAGGAAAUGUAAAAAAAAACAGAUUUCAAAUCAAUCUUGACUAAUAUAAGACUGCAUUGUUAAUAAGUUAAAGUUGUGACAAACUCAGAAGAAAUUACUGAUCAUACAUGUAAUUAAAAUAGCUAUAUAUAUUUUUAACCUAUACCAUUUUAACUUAAGUGGCAAAAGGCCUGAGGCAUGCAAAUCCCUUUCAGUUUCACUCUUUUACCAAUCAUUUAGGGUGAAAUUAAUUCAUGGUUCAAAUCUUUCUUACCAAGAAGUAUAUUCUCCUCAUCGGAAGUUCAUUGCUUUGCCUACAUACAACCAUUAGCAUGCUUUUUUGACUGCUUCCUUCCUUUGUUAGAUUGCUGACAUAAUUUAGGCUUCUUUUUUCCUGGAAGGUUUAAAGUCCUGAACACAGGAAACCUUAUCAUGUUUUGUGUGUUACAAAAUGGGUUUAGAUGUACAAUAUUAUCAAUGUUGUUAUUGGUUUAUGGCUUUUUGAAACCUAGCUUCAAUAGCUUAGUGACAUUGUUUGUAUAAUGCCGAUAUUUGCUUUUUCUUCACAAAUUUAAAACAAUCUAAUGUGUUACAUUUGCUUUUAUCUCAUGAAUUAAAACAAAUU